UUAGCUUUCAGUGAGGUCGAAGGUAUAACUAGGAAAUGUAGCUUUAGUUUGGCGUUUGAUUAGCAUAUGAUUAGGAUAUUUGUGAACACAAUACCACACACACACACCCACACACACACACACACCACACACACUCGCAUACCAGCUGACGCCUGUACGUUCACGAGUGGCUAAUAAUGUUGCGUUUAGGACCGCGGGGUUUCACGGUAAUUACUCUGCUUCAAUGGGUUUAGACCAUGAGCCUCUAACCCGUGACGGUCAUGAGGGUUUUCUGCCCCUCUCUGCUCGUUGGCAAACUGAGGAAAGAUAUCUGAGGAUUGUGGUAACACAGAGCUCUAAGGACCCAGUCUAUGUGAGAAGGCAUCCCAGACAGAGGAACUGUAUUCUUCAAUCUAAUUAUCUCAUUUGCUUCAUGCGGUGUAACCACACACACGGGAUGCCUCGUGGAGACUUCAACAUUUAUUUUGCCAGCAGCAGGCGAGGAGAACACGUCAGAGCUGAGGAGGCGGUGGGCAUAGUUCUGCUGGUGGUCAUUAUAGCAGCUCUCCUCAUCCUGGGCUGCUGGUACUUCAAGAAGAGAAGUGGAUACAAAAUAAUCAGGGUGAGACAAUCAUACAUUAUUUACCCUAGAUCAGGGUCACCAGGAUUCACAGGAGGCCAAUUCUCAGAGGCAGGACCUUCUGCAGAUAACAAGAUGGCUUUAGCAAACUUUGGCAGCUUCCAACCUCCGAUUGCUAAUGCUCCUCCAGCCUAUGAAAAGGUUUCUUCAGUACCACUGCCUCCCCCCUAUACCCCUGAAGGACUUCAGCAGAAGACAGACAAAUGUCUGAAGAUGGAAAAGAUACUGGAGAACAAACUCUGAAUUUUAUCUAUUGUCUGAUGGUGUAUAAUCUGAUGCCACUUUCAUUAUGGUUUCUUAUGUUCUGCAUAUUCUAUGCUAAAUAUACCAAUAAGAGAAAGUAUUGUAUCCCUCACUUUUUGAAUUAUGCAAAAUUAUGCAAAUGAAUGAGCACAAUGUAUAUACAGUAGGAUGUUUCAUUAAGCAAUAAAGAUUGAUCUCACAAGAGUCUGUGUAUAAGGAAGCAGCUCAAACACAAUUGUUGAGGACAGUCGCAUUGUUUAUUUCCAUGCAGUUAUGUCCACAUUUGUUCCAAGAAAAUGUACCUAGUAAAUACUUUUGAAAAAUCUAUAUGGUAAAAAUAAAUAAAUGUGACUUCAAAACAUCUUA
Molecule: messenger RNA, 1228 nt
Organism: Notolabrus celidotus (New Zealand spotty)
Lineage: Eukaryota; Metazoa; Chordata; Actinopteri; Labriformes; Labridae
Gene: mlana
Product: melan-A
Exons: 5
Coding region: 224-862 (212 amino acids)
Cellular component (GO): melanosome
Source: RefSeq, a predicted model, not a curated record